ACACACCGUACCCUAAGCAAAUAUGUCUAAAAUAGACGAAUUAUUUGAUAAAAAGAAAGAUGAGGCUCCCAUGUUGGACUUGUCUAAAACUGUGAUAAAUACUGCUGAAGAAUAUAGAGCAGUUUUAGAUAAAGUACCGGACUUUAAAACUCGACCAGAAAAGGUAAGAUCAGAAGACGUCAAAAUCAAAGAAGACAAUAAGACCAAGACACCUCGCAAAGAAAUAAAGGCAUACGAAACAUUGGGAACCAGAGGAUACGAGGAGAAACAUUUUACAUUCAUGGAUCCUAUACCGGCAGAAAUGAAAGGACUGAAAUUUGAAGAACUGUGUAUUGUCCCUAUUGAGUGGCGGAUGCUUACUUCUAUCAGGCCGAAGUUGAAAAUGGACGAAGAAUUUUUUAACAGGUUAGUAGAACUAGGCAAGUCCGAGCUUAAAACAAAAGCAAAAGAUAAAAGAGAUUACGCUAAAAACUUAAUGUUCCGAAAAACGAAAAAUCGUUCAGGAGUGACCGAAACACGAAUAAUAUCUUGCGCGGAAUGCGGCGAAGAAUACUGCAACGGUAAAAUGUGCGCCAUUACAAACUACGAUAUGUUCGCCCGUUUGAAAAUAGAAGUGGAAACAAAAUCAUCGCGAGCACAGGCAGCACCGACGCAGGGCCUCGGCAAAAUGAAAAAACUUCGGCGGCGCCCAAAACGUAAGAUGCGCAGUAAAAGUGCUGCACCCGAACUAAGCAAGGCGCAUAGGAAUAAGUCGGGAGCUAAAAGCGAUUCCGAACUUUAACCUAUCUUCGCAAAAAAUCCCACCAUCUUGCUCAGACUAAUAAAUUGUCACUUAAAAAAUAUAUUUCAAGUUAUGGAAUAAUUGUCAUUUACCUGCACAUUCGAGGAGUUCUUCUCGAUUUCUCUGGAUUCCUCGGAUUCCUGAUGACAUGAUGCCUCAUGAUGACUUCAUUUGAUACAGAUGCUUCGUCUCUCACAAGACACAAUAACUUUUUUAUCUUUUCAUAAGAAAUAUUACUUAUCUACUUACUCUCAAUUACUGAAUUGAGUCUUUAGUCACUGGACUAAAGACGCCUUUAAGGUACAGUGGGACGAGUCAACCUACUUCUUCCUGUCAAAUUCAUCUAAAUUAAUGUUUACAACUUUAUUGUUUUGAUAAAAAGACGAAAAUCCCUUGAAAAAAUUGGUGACACUAAAAUAUCGCAGAUCCUCCAAAAAAAUAACCUUUCAGCCUAGAGAGGCUUAUUAUUGUGUAGAGAUUAUAAGUUUUCUUGACAAAAAUUAUGAACAAUAUAAUUAUUGAUCUAUCUAUACAGUUGGGUAAAUUAUUUGUUUAUAAAUAUGACCAAAAAUUCUGGCCAAGUUUCAAGUUCGUGAAUAAUAAUUGAUAAACUCGCACUAUCUUUCCUAUGGUUAGAUUAUACAUACAUUUAUUAAAUAAUCUAAGUCUAACCAACCACUGUAUUUUUAAUCUUCAAUGAGAUAGAUAUUAAGGAGACAGACUGGUAUGAUAAUUUGUAUGCAGAUUAGAUUUUCACCUACGCCUAUAUAACCUAGUCGAUAUAAUCACAGUUUUAUAUUCUCAAUCGAAUAAAAUAUUAAUAUUAACUCUAGUUGUAAGAUAACAUUGUAUACUUACUUUACUUGUACUUUGAAUCUCAAUUUUGUACUGGUAAUUUUAUUAUACGAUUAUAUUAUAAUGUGAAGCACUAUCUGUCCAUUUUAUUUACCUAUACACACUACACAU
Spodoptera litura is the source of this 1747-nucleotide messenger RNA. RefSeq lists its product as uncharacterized. NCBI's taxonomy places the organism in Eukaryota, Metazoa, Arthropoda, Insecta, Lepidoptera, Noctuidae. The record is from RefSeq and is a predicted model, not a curated record.